Gigantopelta aegis is the source of this 3053-nucleotide messenger RNA. Its product is annotated as eukaryotic translation initiation factor 5B-like. NCBI's taxonomy places the organism in Eukaryota, Metazoa, Mollusca, Gastropoda, Neomphalida, Peltospiridae. The coding region runs from base 194 to 2983 and encodes 929 amino acids. Gene Ontology annotation, biological process: transcription initiation at RNA polymerase II promoter; RNA polymerase II preinitiation complex assembly. The record is from RefSeq and is a predicted model, not a curated record. Gene Ontology annotation, molecular function: protein heterodimerization activity; RNA polymerase II general transcription initiation factor activity; transcription coactivator activity. Gene Ontology annotation, cellular component: transcription factor TFIID complex; SAGA complex; SLIK (SAGA-like) complex. The transcript has 14 exons.
UGGACGAAACUAACAAAGAAGACGAAGUAUGGCGGAAAAAUGACGAUUUGAACCCUUUUUUGGUUCCUUUCUUGUUUAUUUUCCGUGGUGUGGUGCUGAGUGGCCACCCUCCUUUAAUUUUUACCCAGCAAGAACACUAUCUAGAUGAGGAAAGUCAGAGAUGAUGGUGUAAGCAAAUAACGUUGGCCUUCUCAUGGCUUCCGAGAUGACGACCACUUCAGGAGAAGAGAAGAAGCUGGUAGAUGAGAAAAGAUAUGCCAUCGUUACCAAGGAAUCCAUUAGAAUGGUAGCAGAAGCCACGGGAAUCUCGGAUCUCCCAGAUGAUGUGGCAGCAGUACUUGGCGAAGAUGUCAGCUACAGACUUCGAGAGAUAACAAUGUGUUGUACUCAGUUCAUGAAGCAUGCUAAACGGCGAAGACUGACUACAGAAGAUUUCAAUAAAGCUUUGAGGCAAAGCGAUAUACAGCCGGUGUUUGGUCAUGGAUCGAUGGAACCAAGCCAGUUCCGACAGACACGGGAGGGAGAGCUUCAUUUUGUUGAAGAUCUUGACACAAACUUCUCUAAUAUCGUAUUUAACAGUUAUGUUCCAAAAAAUCUGGGGAAAACAUCAAUAAAAGCUCAGUGGCUGGCUGUGGAAGGAACCCAGAAGACAACUUCUAGUCAGCAGGGAUCAGGAAAACUCAACAUUAAAAAAGAAAUUAGCGAAGACCAGCUUUUGUAUUACAACAAUAUAACAAAGUCCAUUAUCAGUGGAGAUGAGAAAACUGUGAAGGUGGCUCUUUCUGAUCUUCAGACUAACCCAAAUGUAACUCCCUUGCUGUCCUAUUUCAUCAACUUCAUUGCCAAUGGGGUCCGAGCCAUCAGCCAUGACCUGAACCAGAUGAUCUCAUUACUGCACACAGCAAGUGCACUCAUAAGCAAUACGUAUCUCAACUUUGAGCCACAGCCUUAUCUAAAUGUACUAGUCCAAGGUGUCGUGUACUGUGUGCUUGAGCCACUGGCUGCAUCAAUUAAUCCACGCAAUGACCACUGGGUAUUACGGGACUAUGCAGCAUGUCUUUUAGCUAAAAUAGUCAAUAAGUGGGACAGUCCCGUGAACCACCUGAGGUACAACACAAUCAAGUCCCUGAAAGAUGCUUUGUAUGAUCUCACCAAACCUCACUGUUCUCACUACGGAGCUGUCAUGGCUCUGCUUGCGCUGGGAUGCCAGGUAGUAAAAGAUAUAGUUGUUCCUCACCUUGCAGUCAUUAUGCCUCAUUUGAGUGCUGUGAUGGAAGAUAACUCUUUACCUAAUGCUGUGGCAAAAGCUGAUGCCUACAAAGUACAUGGAGCUUUGCUGCUGGCAGCAGAGCUGUUGUUAAAACAAAGUAUUCACGAGUUUGAAUCUAAGUUUAUUCCUGAUGAGGAUGUCGGUGAAUGUGUGCUAGAAACUUUGCAAAUAAACAGUAGCAACAAUUCAGAUGAACUCCCUGGGCUGCUGGACAAAUCUCCCAGUGAUUUCUAUAAGGAACUCCAUGAGUAUUUUGGUGACAGUUUAUCUGUGAAACUGCCAAUAAUGGAUGUGUCUAAAGUCUUCAAACCUGUCAAGACGAAGGAGAAGAUAAAUCUGUCAGAUCCUGAAGGAUCAAAGACAGGUGAACAGCUUCUAGAAGAUUUUAUGGAACAGGUUCGAAUUCAGCAGAAACUUGAUGAGGAAAGGCGUGAAAGGGAAGAGAAAGAAAGAAUAGAGAGAGAAAGACUUGAGAAAAUUAGACAGGAACAGGAGAGAUUGGAACGACUGAAGCGAGAAGAAGAAGAAAAGAAACGUAAAGAAGAAGAAAGAAAGCGAAGAGAGAUGGAAGAAAAGCUUAGACGUCAAGAAGAAGAAAUGAUGAAAAGAAAGAUUGAAGAACACCGUAGAAAAAAGGAGGAACACCAAAGGAGGAAAGAGAAAGAAUUGCUGGCUCGAAAGGUUGCAGAAGAAAAGAGGAAAGCUGAAGAAGAAAAGAGAAAGGCCGAGUUAGAACUGAAAAGAGCAGCAGAAAAAGCACAAAGAGCUGCAGUAAAGCUGGCCAGAAAGGAACAGAGGAAAGUGAAAGCCCUGCAUACUGAUGAAGAAGUGAGUGAGGAGGAGGAGGAUCAGGAAGAAGAGAAGGAGGAGAUGGAGGAACAGGAGAAGGACCAGCCCAUUGAAGAGGAUGAUGAUGAGGAUGAGGAUGAAUCACUCAAUUGGGAAGAUGAAGAACAGGCGAGACUCCUGGAGGAAGAACAGCAAAGACUCAUCAGAGAGCAGCAGAGAGUGUUUCUUGAGGAACAAGAAAGAGAAAAACGAUUAGCAGAACUUGAAAGAUUGGAAGCUGAACGAAUCCGCAAGGAAGAGGAAGAGAGACAGCGACUGGAGCAGGAGCAGCAGAAGAGACGAUACGAGGAACAGAGAAAGCUGGGUGAGGAAACGAUCAUGCGACGUCGCAGACUGUCUCGACAGGAAGGCUUUUACCGCGAAGACAGCGACAGUGAUAGUGAAGUCAAACCUAGGCAUUCUCGGAUGAUGCAUUUGCCAGUUGAUACCAAGGAGAAACUUCUUGAGAAAAGUGUGGUGGAAGUAGAAAGUGAAACCCCUGCUGUGGCAGACAUAACCAGUACAAUAGCUGACCCAGCCAAAGGGAUCAAGUUAAAAAUCAAACUACAGCCUCGUGUAAAGCUUCAGCUUUCACAGGAUAAAAGUUCAGGGAGUAAAGAAAAAAUAUGGGAUAAAUCUUUGGAUAAGCAUAAAGACUCGAAGCAGAGACACAAGCGGAAGCAUUCUGGUAGAAGUCCCAAAAGCUUUGACCCAUUUGAAUUUGACAAGUCUGACCCUGAGGAGAAUCGGGGCACGAGAAUGAGUUUGACUCCUUUACAUAUAUAUUCUCCAAGUGGUGAAAGUAGUGGGUCAGACAGCACAGUAAAGAAGUCAAAAUUGACUUUAAAAUUAAAGGUGCCUUCGAAAGAGACAAUGUCUGAAUAAAUUUCUAUUUCUUAUACAUUUUGUUGCAGACUAUUUUUAAUACUGAAAUGCAUAAAUAGAUUGUCGUCUG